Gopherus evgoodei (Goodes thornscrub tortoise) is the source of this 1534-nucleotide messenger RNA. Its product is annotated as class I histocompatibility antigen, F10 alpha chain-like. Gene Ontology annotation, biological process: immune response. Lineage: Eukaryota; Metazoa; Chordata; Testudines; Testudinidae. The record is from RefSeq and is a predicted model, not a curated record. The coding region runs from base 4 to 1179 and encodes 391 amino acids. Gene Ontology annotation, cellular component: external side of plasma membrane. The transcript is spliced from 5 exons.
GAUAUGGGGGCGAUGAUGGCCCUGGCACUGUGCCUGCUGCUGCUGGGGGCUGUGCCCAGCCAGGGGAGCGGCUCUGGCCCGCACACACUGCACUAUUUCUACACGGGGGUGUCGGAGCCUGGCCCCAGGCUGCCCCAGUUCAUCGCGGCUGGCUACGUGGACGGGCAGCUCAUCAUUGACUAUACCACCAAGACAAAGAACGCGGAGCCCAGAACAGAGUGGAUGGCGAGGAACCUGGACCCGACGUACUGGGACCAGGAGACACGGAUCUUCCAGGUCAAUAAGGCCAGGUUCAGAGAUGCUGUGGAGACUCUGAGAAACCGCUACAACCAGAGCAAGGGGUUUCACACCUGGCAGUUCAUGGCUGGCUGUGAGUUACUGGAUGGCAGAAGCACCGGUGGGUACUGGCAGUAUGGCUACGAUGGAAGAGACUUUAUCAGCCUGGAUAAGGAGACCCUGACCUGGACAGCAGCAGACACAGGAGCACAAGUCACUAAGGGGAAGUGGGAGGCUGAUAGGAGCUUGGCAGAGUAUGGCAAGUGGUAUCUGGAGCAGAACUGUGUCGAGGAGCUCAGAAAGUACCUGGAGUACGGGAAGGAGACUCUGCAGAGGAAAGAGACCCCGGAAGUGAAGGUGUUGGCCAAGGCAGCCCCCGAAGGCCCCACCACCCUCUCCUGCCGGGCCCACGGCUUCUACCCCCGGAACAUCGCCGUCACCUGGGUGAAAGAUGGGGAGACCAGAGACCAGGAGACGCAGCGAGGGGGCAUUGUGCCCAAUGAGGACGGGACCUACUACACCUGGGCAGCCACAGAGGUAGACCCCAAGGAGACAGACCUGUACACGUGCCGAGUGGAGCACGAGAGCCUGAGGAAGCCCCGUGAUUUCUUUUGGGUUAAGGACAAGCCCAACUCCUCGCUGAUUCCCAUCGUGGUUGGAGUUCUCGCUCCCCUCGCCCUGGUCACGGUUGUGAUAAUCGGAGUCAUCGUCUGUAGAAAGCAGUCAGGCAACAGCUCUGGACAGAUGAGGACAGAUUCUCCGGUUGCUCCGGACUCCCAGGUCAACAGCAGCAGUGCAGACCCAGAGUCAGUGCAGUGUGACAGCCUGCUGCAGACUAAGCCAGAGACCCUGACGAAAAUUGCUCUUCGGGCAGGAAUGAACGAGAAAAUGUUGCAUCCGUGAUGAUUUUGUUCCUGCCCUGAGUCCGUCUGUGAGCCCAGGGGUUGGGGCUGUGUCAAGCACCUCAGUUCCAGCCUGUGGACGCAGAUCAGAGCUGGUUCUGGCCCUGAGAACAGCUGCACUCACUGAAAUCUCUUCUCUCUCUGCGGGGAGAAAGGGAGCCGGCUACGCACCUCCAGGUGAGUGAGAGGAAACAUCGGCCUCUGUCCGUGCGUCUGUCCCUGCACCUUGUGCCAGCCGGUCCUGCUGCCUUGAGUACAGCAGCUUGGGCAAGUCACAGGAGACCCAGCCCCACUUUCACAGCCUGGAGAGCAGCAGCAGCGGGACUGGCUAAUGCCCUGCACCUCCCACCCCCUUC